Messenger RNA from Fulvia fulva, 3627 nucleotides. Its product is annotated as U2 snRNP component prp10. The record is from RefSeq and is a predicted model, not a curated record. The transcript is spliced from 2 exons. Gene Ontology annotation, biological process: spliceosomal complex assembly. Gene Ontology annotation, molecular function: mRNA binding. Lineage: Eukaryota; Fungi; Ascomycota; Dothideomycetes; Mycosphaerellales; Mycosphaerellaceae. Gene Ontology annotation, cellular component: catalytic step 2 spliceosome; U2 snRNP; U2-type prespliceosome. Bases 1 to 3627 code for a protein of 1208 amino acids.
AUGUCCGACGCGGACUUCGACAAAGUGCGGGCGGCGCAGGCAGAGCGCAAUGCAGGAAAGAAGGGCUUCAACGACUCCUCCAGCCAGCGCACUAACACCAACAAGGGCAUCUCUCUUACCGAAAACUUCGACAAGGACCUGUACGGCAACGAUGCCGGCGGCGACAAAUUUGCUGGCUACAACACAUCCAUCGCCGUGGCCGAGGAUGAGGACAUGGAGGACGGUGACAACGAUGGGCGAUUAGUUGGUCAGUACACAGCUACGGCGGCACAGAUUGGAGAAUGGGCGACGGGCGACACGGCAGAGGACGAUAUCCUACAAAGCCGGGAGAAGCAGGCGCAGAUUGCUAGCCGAGAAACAGACUAUCAGAAGCAGCGAUUCAAGCGAGGACUCGAUGGCGAUGAGAAGACGUACCGCGAGACCAUGCAACAGCGAGAGAUUGAGCGGGAAGAGCAACGUGUGCAGAGGCUUAUCGAAGAGCAGCAGAAGGAGAAGCUGGCAAAUGGCGACGAUGAUGAUGACAUGGACAGCGUGGAACAUCAAGCGACGCUCAAGGAGGGUACACCCGAGUCAGCCAAGCCAGCAGAGAUCAAUGGCGAGGAGAAGCCAAAGCGAGUGAGGAAGCGACGAUGGGACACCAGCGCUGAAGAUGCCGGUGAAACAAAUGGACAUACCGAGACGAACGGCGUCAACGGCCAUGCGACGAACGGAGAUGCGGCUAUCAAAAAGUCUCGAUGGGACUCUACACCAGGACCAGAUGGCGAAGCCGCGCCUGCAAAGAAGAGAUCAAAGUGGGAUCUCGUGUCGGCUGGCGGCCACAAUACCCAAGCUGCCCCGGAUGCUACACCGGCGCAGCCCAUGGCAGGCUUCGGAACAGACAUCUCUGGCAGAAACGCACCUCUCUCAGAUGAAGAGCUGGACGAGAUGCUACCGAGUGAGGGUUACAAGAUCUUGGAUCCACCACCUGGCUACGAACCACUGCGAGCUCCAGCACGACGACUCGCGCCUGCGGCGACUCCCGCCAACACCGGGGGCUUCAUGAUGCAAGAGCCUGUAGACGCACGAUCCAUGGGCAAGCAGCUGCCAUCCGACAUUCCUGGCGUGGGCGAUCUCCAGUUCUUCAAGGCAGAGGACAUGGCAUACUUCGGUAAGCUAGUCGAUGGUGCAGACGAGAACGACCUCAGUGUGGACGAGCUCAAGCAACGAAAGAUUAUGCGAUUACUCCUCAAGGUCAAGAACGGUACACCGCCGAUGCGGAAGACCGCUCUGCGUCAGCUCACAGACAAUGCACGGAACUUCGGGGCGGGUCCUCUAUUCGACCAGAUCCUGCCACUGCUGAUGGAGAAGUCCCUCGAAGAUCAGGAACGCCAUUUGCUCGUCAAGGUCAUCGAUCGCGUCUUGUACAAGCUUGAUGAUUUGGUACGACCCUACACCCACAAGAUCCUGGUCGUCAUUGAGCCAUUGCUUAUUGAUCAAGACUACUACGCCCGCGUCGAAGGUCGAGAGAUCAUCUCCAAUCUCGCCAAAGCCGCUGGUCUUGCGCACAUGAUCAGUACGAUGCGACCGGAUAUCGACCACGUGGAUGAGUACGUACGAAACACAACUGCGCGUGCCUUUGCCGUUGUCGCCUCAGCACUAGGUAUUCCUACUCUGCUUCCAUUCUUGAAGGCAGUCUGCAAGAGCAAGAAGUCAUGGCAGGCCAGACACACUGGUGUCAAGAUUGUGCAGCAGAUUCCUAUCCUUAUGGGUUGCGCUGUACUUCCACAUCUCAAAGGCCUGGUAGACUGCAUCGGCGAGAACCUCAAUGACGAGCAAGCCAAGGUCAGAACAGUCACUGCACUAGCACUUGCUGCUCUUGCUGAGGCUUCCAACCCAUUCGGUAUCGAGAGCUUCGACGACAUUCUCAACCCACUGUGGACUGGUGCACGUAAACAACGUGGCAAAGGUCUCGCUGGUUUCUUGAAGGCCGUCGGUUACAUCAUUCCGCUCAUGGACGAAGAGUAUGGAAACUACUACACUGCUCAGAUCAUGGAGAUUCUGCUGCGAGAGUUCCAGAGUCCCGAUGAGGAGAUGAAGAAGGUCGUGCUCAAAGUUGUCAGCCAAUGUGCUGGUGGCCAGGGUGUGACUGCUGCAUAUCUGAAGGAGACAGUGCUCAACGACUUCUUCAAGAGCUUCUGGGUACGACGGAUGGCACUUGACAAGCGCAACUACAAGCAAGUCGUCGAGACCACCGUUGAUCUCGGUAACAAGGUCGGCGUUGGCGAGAUUGUCGAGCGCAUCGUCGGCAACCUCAAAGACGAAAGCGAAGCUUACAGAAAGAUGACGGUCGAGACGAUCGAGAAAGUCAUCUCUGCACUAGGCGCAGCUGACAUCAACGAGCGUCUCGAGGAGCGUCUGGUGGAUGGUAUUCUGCACUCUUUCCAAGAACAGAGCGUGGAAGACAUUGUUCUGCUGAACGGUUUCGGCACAGUUGUAACGGCAUUGGGCACACGAUGCAAGCCGUAUCUACCGCAGAUCGUGUCGACUAUCCUAUGGCGUCUCAACAACAAGUCUGCCACAGUACGACAACAAGCAGCAGAUCUGAUCACUCGCAUUGCCAUUGUCAUGAAGCAAUGCGACGAAGAUGCACUUCUUGGCAAGCUCGGAAGUGUGCUUUACGAGUACCUCGGUGAAGAGUAUCCAGAGGUCCUGGGUAGUAUCCUGGGUGCCAUGAAGAGCAUCGUCACCGUCGUCGGUAUCAGCAGCAUGCAGCCACCCAUCAAGGAUCUACUACCACGCUUGACACCGAUUCUGCGAAACAGACAUGAAAAGGUGCAAGAGAACACUAUCGACCUUGUCGGUCGUAUCGCCGAUCGUGGACCAGAAUCUGUCAAUGCACGAGAAUGGAUGCGAAUCUGUUUCGAGUUGCUUGACAUGCUCAAGGCUCACAAGAAGGGUAUCCGACGAGCAGCGAACAACACAUUCGGUUUCAUUGCCAAGGCCAUCGGACCGCAGGAUGUUCUGGCAACACUUCUCAACAACUUGCGUGUGCAAGAACGCCAGUCGCGUGUCUGUACCGCCGUCGCCAUCGGUAUUGUCGCAGAGACGUGCGCACCCUUUACUGUGCUUCCAGCACUCAUGAACGAGUACCGCGUACCCGAGCUCAACGUACAGAACGGCGUGCUCAAGUCGCUGUCUUUCCUCUUCGAGUACAUUGGUGAGAUGGCAAAGGACUACGUCUACGCUGUCACACCACUUCUCGAGGAUGCCUUGAUCGAUCGCGACCAAGUGCAUCGACAGACUGCGGCCAGUGUAGUAAAGCACGUUGCCCUCGGCGUGGUUGGUCUGGGUUGUGAAGACGCGAUGCUGCAUCUACUCAACCUUCUCUACCCCAACCUCUUCGAGACCUCGCCACAUGUUAUCGACAGAGUCAUCGAAGCCAUAGACGCUAUCAGACUGGCUGUUGGAACCGGCGCAGUUCUCAACUACGUAUGGGCUGGUCUCUUCCAUCCUGCUCGGAAAGUGCGAACACCAUAUUGGCGGUUAUACAACGAUGCGUACGUACAGAGCGCAGAUGCCAUGGUGCCGUACUACCCCGUCGUGGAAGACGACAAGCUCAGGAGGCAUGAGCUUAUGGUUGUAUUGUAA